UUAACAUGGAAGAGGUAUAGAGAUAUGGCCAGAUGGAGCUAAAUAUGAAGGAGAUUAUUAGUUAGGUAAAAAGCAUGGCAAAGGCAAGUUAAAUUUUGCUGAUGGUUCUUGUUAUCAAGGUAACUGGCACUCACAAUUUAGGUGAAUUUUAUGAUAAUGAAAUUCAAGGCUUUGGGAAUUAUUAAUGGCCAGAUGGAAGAUUGUAUGUAGGAGAAUGGAUGAGAAAUAAAAUGCAUGGUAAGGGUGAAAUUAAAUGGCCAGAUGGAAGAAAAUAUAAAGGAGUAUUUUUAAUUAUAAUUAAUGAGGAAUAUGAAAACGAUAAGAAACAUGGUAAAGGAGUGUUCAUUUGGGAAGAUGGAAGAAAAUAUAUUGGUAUAUGGUAGGGAGGUAAAUAACAUGGAGUUGGAAUUUAUUAUUCAAGUGAUAAUGUAAUGAGAAUAGGAGAGUGGGUAGAAGGAAAAAGAGUAAAAUGGUAUGAUAAAGAAGAAAUAAAUGAAUUAGAGAGAAAAGGUAUAAUAGAUGACCUUAGAAAUUAAUGA
Paramecium primaurelia is the source of this 539-nucleotide messenger RNA. The record is from the annotation of a GenBank genome assembly. Lineage: Eukaryota; Ciliophora; Oligohymenophorea; Peniculida; Parameciidae.